This is a messenger RNA of Myxocyprinus asiaticus (Chinese sucker), 2087 nucleotides long. RefSeq names its product palmitoyltransferase ZDHHC4. Lineage: Eukaryota; Metazoa; Chordata; Actinopteri; Cypriniformes; Catostomidae. The transcript is spliced from 5 exons. The coding region runs from base 542 to 1435 and encodes 297 amino acids. Gene Ontology annotation, cellular component: endoplasmic reticulum; Golgi apparatus. Gene Ontology annotation, molecular function: protein-cysteine S-palmitoyltransferase activity. Gene Ontology annotation, biological process: peptidyl-L-cysteine S-palmitoylation; protein targeting to membrane. The record is from RefSeq and is a predicted model, not a curated record.
UUUGGAAUAAUGUACAGAUUUUGCUCUUAUGGAAAGAAAUUGGUACUUUUAUUCACCAAAGUGGCAUUCAGCUGAUCACAAUGUAUAGUCAGGACAUUAAUAAUGUGAAAAAUUACUAUUACAAUUUGAAAAAAAAUAAAAAUACUUCAGUUGAGUUUAACUAACUUAAACUACUUCAAAGAAUUCUCAUCAAAAAAAUCCUCCACGUGCAGCAAUUACAGCUUUGCAGAUCCUUGGCAUUCUAGCUGUCAGUUUGUCCAGAUACUCAGGUGACAUUUCACCUCACGCUUCCUGUAGCAGUUGUCAUAGAUGUGACUGUCUUGUCGGGCACUUCUCACACACCUUACAGUCUAGCUGAUCCCACAAAAGCUCAGUGGGGUUAAGAUCCAUAACACUUUUUUCCAAUUAUCUGUUGUCCAAUGUCUGUGUUUCUUUGCCCACUCUAACAUUUUCUUUUUGUUUUUCUGUUUCAAAUGUGGCUUUUUCUUUGCAAUUCUUCCCAUAAGGCCUGCACCCCUGAGUCUUCUCUUUACUGUUUUACAUGAAACUGGUGUUGAGCGGGAAGUAUUCAAUGAAGCUCUCAGCUGAGGACAUGAACAACUUCUUCCUUUACAUGCACCUGUUACUUGAAGUUGCUGUGUAUGCAGAGUUUUCCCAUGAGGUCUUUGGCUUCUGUUUGGACAUGGGCACAAGUUUCUUCAGCUUGUGCAUUCCUUACAUCCUCCUAGCAUUCAAGUCCUAUCUGUUCUACCUGUGUUGUAGAAGAGACCCAGGCACACUGACAAAGGAAAACCAUACUGCACAACUGAAGGUGUAUCAGUAUGACGAAAAUCUGUUCCAGCAGGGAAUCAGGUGUUCAACCUGUCAGCUAGUGAAACCUGCCCGGUCCAAACACUGUAGGGUUUGCAAUCGAUGUGUCCAGAGAUUUGACCACCACUGUGUGUGGGUGAAUAACUGCAUUGGUGCUCAGAACACUAGGUACUUUCUGCUGUACCUCCUAAGUGUAUGUGCCAUGGCAGGUGAUAUUGCAGUUCUAACAGCAGACAUGUUGGUCCAAACUGUUCUGCGAACUGGACUUCUGCAUGCUCACUACAUUGAUGAGCAGGGUGAGCAACAGCCUGUUGGACCGCUCUUCAUCAUCCAGCAUCUCUUUCUGACAUUCCCAAGGAUUGUCUUCAUGCUGGGGUUCCUGGUAUUUGUCUUUUUCCUUUUGGCGGGUUAUUCCAUGUUUCACAUGUAUCUGGCUUUGGUGAAUCAAACCUCCAAUGAGUGGUUUAAAGGAAAAGGCCACAGCUGCCAGCAUUGCCAUCCUCACUCUGGACACAACUGCCAGACCUCAUACAAUCCAUUCAGAGGUUUCUAUAACAGGGGAAUCCUCAAAAAUCUGGGGGAAAUCUUUUGGCCCUUAUGUGCUGUUAAGAAAAAAGACAAUUAGACAAAGUGUGUUCUUUAAACUGUGGAUUUAUUUAAUUUCAUUCUUUUAUUUUGGUAAAUGGGAUUUUUUUUUUUUUUUUUUUUUUUUUUAUUGCAUAUUUUCACAGCCUUACAAUGAGUUUGUACAGUAUCUGUACAUUUUCUCUUUUUUCCCUGUCUUUGUGUACUUUAAGGGAUGGUUCACCCUAAAAUGAAAAUCAUCAUCAUUUUAGGGUUUUUAGGGUCAUGUAAAACCUUGAAAUAUCAGGACAUUUUAAAUGGGGAGUUCCAGUCUUGGAAAGGUUGGAAAUUGGUUUAUGGAAAUAAGUAAAAUGUUAAAAAGUCAUAGACAUUUCUACAGUGCAUAUAAAUUUUUAAUGUUAUGCUGUGUUCUAAAACAUUUUAUUGGUUAUAGUUUGCUCUCUGUUAGUACAAUAUUUCUAUAAAAAAAAUUCUUAAUUCUAUAAUGACUGGAAAAAUCAUGAAAAUUAUUUGGUCAAAAAGUGUGGGACCCCUGUAAUUUACUCAGCCUUGUGCUUUUCCAAACCUGUAUGACUGACUUUAUGUGGAACACAAAAGGAGAUGUUAAGCAGAAUGUGAUGGACUGACUGUUUCAGUCCCCAAUUGUUGCUGAUUUAUCCAAACAGUAAAAGUGAAUAGAGAAUCUCAUUGUG